GCACGUCUCCCCUUCUUGUCCCUUGCAUCAACUUCUCGUUGCUAGACCAAACAAACUCGUCCUGAACUCACAUAUACCCUUCGACCUAAUUAAUCCACACACUUGCCGUCAUCAUGCCCGGAGUCCCACUCGACGCGUUCUCUACGGUGAAGAAGUCCCUCAGGGGCAUGUUUGGAGGCAAGAAGAAGGCCAAGACUGGUGAAGCCACGCCGACGGCCACCACCGCAACGCCCUCGUCUUCCACCGCGAAGCCCACCGAGACCACUCCCGCUGCGCCCGCUCCGGCCACCGUGCCCCAGCCGGCAACGAGCGGCACAUCGUCAUCAGCAUCCAGUGUUGCAUCUGAGCCAGCCGCUGCUGUGCCAGUUGCUGCUGCUGCGCCUACCACGGGUGAGGCUGCUGCUCCGGCAGAGGUCAAGAAGGAGACACACGCCCACGAGCCUGUCCCCGCAGCUGCACCUGCCACUCCUGCAGCUGCACCUGCCCCUCCCGCCGCUGCCCCGGCGCAGUCUCCAGCCAGCGAGGCCCCUGAGGUUGUCCAGCCCAGGCACACCGAAGCUCCUGCGGCCGCUGCGCAGCCUCCCCAGCCCGAGGUCCCCGAGCUUCCCGCAAGCAACCCUGCACCUGGAAUGAGUGCUACCAGUGGACCAAUGGGCGAAGCCACUUGGGAUGCCGAGGCUCAAGAGCAGCAAUCUGCCCCUGCUUACACAGUCCCUGCUUCCGCUCUGAUUUCUCCCCCUAACCAGUAGGUGGUCAGAAUAACCCUACACCUCCGUCAAGAUGUGUAAGCUCAAGCUGCAUGCUGCUCUUCACGUCAUGAAGCUGGACGCUUUCGAGUUGUUUUCCAUAUCAAGGCCGUCUUUGAGUGUCAAAGUUGAAAAUGUAUAAAAAACGUGAUUACACGGACGUGGUGGGGGAUUUAUCAUGGACUGCUUCACUUGUGUUUGCACCACA
Dothidotthia symphoricarpi CBS 119687 is the source of this 954-nucleotide messenger RNA. RefSeq lists its product as uncharacterized. The coding region runs from base 114 to 749 and encodes 211 amino acids. Lineage: Eukaryota; Fungi; Ascomycota; Dothideomycetes; Pleosporales; Dothidotthiaceae. The record is from RefSeq and is a predicted model, not a curated record. The transcript is spliced from 3 exons.